Messenger RNA from Meriones unguiculatus (Mongolian gerbil), 1735 nucleotides. It is a transcript of the gene Cers4, whose product is annotated as ceramide synthase 4. Gene Ontology annotation, biological process: ceramide biosynthetic process. The transcript has 11 exons. Gene Ontology annotation, molecular function: DNA binding; sphingosine N-acyltransferase activity. Bases 137 to 1291 code for a protein of 384 amino acids. NCBI's taxonomy places the organism in Eukaryota, Metazoa, Chordata, Mammalia, Rodentia, Muridae. Gene Ontology annotation, cellular component: membrane. The record is from RefSeq and is a predicted model, not a curated record.
UCUACUUCGCAGCGCCCGGGCGGGCGGCGGCCCCGCGGGCCACAGCGGACAAGCGGGCCCGAUCCUCCCCGCGCUCCUCCGUCCUCCCCCGUCCUCCCAGCCCCGGUGGAGCACCGCGGCCGCCCAGACCCGCAGCAUGCUGUCCGGCCUGAGCGACUGGCUGUGGCAGGAGUCCGUCUGGCUCCCGCCCAACAGCUCAUGGGAGCACCUGGAGGACCGCGACGGCCUGGAGUUCGCCCACCCGCGCCACAUGCUGGCCGCGCUGCCCGUGGCCCUCGGCCUGCUGGGCCUGCGGCUCGCCUUCGAGAGGUUCCUGGCGCUGCCCCUGGGCCGCCGCAUGGGCCUUCGGGACCCCGUGAGGAGACGCGUCCGCCCGGACCCCGCGCUGGAGCGGCACUUCCUGUCCGUGGGGAGGAGGCCCGAGGAGGCGCAGCUGGUGCUCCUGGCGGCGCGGUCCGGGCUGAGCCCGCGGCAGACGCAGCGCUGGUUCCGCCGACGCCGCAACCUGGAGCGGACGCCGCCGUCCCGGAAGUUCUGCGAGGCCUGCUGGAGGUUCGUGUUCUACCUGACCUCGUUCCUGACGGGACUCUCCGUGCUCUACCACGAGCCGUGGUUCUGGACCCCGUCGCUCUGCUGGGAGAAUUACCCGCGGCAGCCCCUGAACCUCGGCCUGUACCGCUGGUUCCUGCUGGAGCUCGGAUUCUACCUGUCGCUCAUCCUCACGCUGCCCUUCGACACCAGGCGCAAGGACUUCCGGGAACAGGUCGUCCACCACUUCGUGGCCGUGGGCCUCAUCGGCUUCUCCUACAGCGCCAACCUGCUGCGCAUCGGCUCCGUGGUGCUCAUGCUGCACGACUGCUCGGACUACCUGCUGGAGGCCUGUAAGGUCCUCAACUACACCCACUACCGGAAAACCUGCAACGCGCUCUUCCUGGUCUUCGCCGGCCUCUUCUUCUACACCCGCCUGGUCCUCUUCCCCACGCGCGUGCUGCACACGACGCUGACGGACUCGGUGCGGGACUCGGGCCCGUUCUUCGGCUACUACUUCUUCAACGCGCUGCUGCUGGCGCUGCAGCUGCUGCACGGAUACUGGUUCCUGCUCAUCCUGCGCAUGCUCGGCUCCUUCCUGCGGGGGCAGCCGAUGUCGAAGGACAUCCGGAGCGAUGUGGACUCAGAAUCGAGCGAGGACGAGGCCACGGCCACGGCCACAGCGACCCCCGACCCCCUCGGGCCCCGCCGCCGGGCGGCCACACGCCUGACCAACGGGGACACCCGGGCCGCGGCCUCGUAGAGCGAGCGCCGGGGCGGGGGUGGGGAGGACCACAGAGCGAGUCCUCCCUCCCCCGUGGCCGGGGCCCCACGGCAGUGACCGCGGACGGGAGCCGGGGGACGUGGCCCCGGGACACAGGGAGGACCCUCCCCCCCACCCAGGGCAGGAGGAGGACUGGGGAUCUGUGUCCCGCUCGCUCGUUCUCUUGGGGAGCACAGAGAGCGCGGCGGAGGCCACGGCGAUGGAGGAGGAGGACGCCGGGUCCCGGCCGGGAGGGCGUCCACCGAUGAAUGUCCACGUCCCUCGCUCCCUCUCUCUCUCUCUCUCCCUCUCUUGCUCUCGCUCUGAGCGAGCUGGACGGGUCCGCCGGGAGCACGGCGGAGGCGAGGAUGAUGCCGUGGGGGGCAGGAUCCGCCUUCGGCCAUGGCCUGUGCCGAGGCCAAUAAAGCGUCGGUGAUAAAACGG